CCUGCGAGAGUCCGCAGUCGGAAUCGAAACCCGAACCCGUCGUCUAGUUGCGUCCGAGGAACCUUCCGCGACAAAAAUUAACGCCGCAAGGAUCUACUCCGGGUCCGAUUCGAAAAAAAAAAUCAAAAACCAAAAACAAAAAACAUAAAAACAAAAACACAACGGAAAAACAAAAAACAGUCGAUUCAGUGAUCGCGACGGCCGACAGAACGAGAGAAAAACAAAAGCCGCGCGCGUUACGUUGGAGAUAAAAAAAAAAAAAGUGCACCGCGUUUCAAAAAUCCUCGCUACGUUUCACCGCGUUCCUCUUCUUCGUCUCUUCGUCGUCAGAUCCAUUGACAGAAGGAAGUCGAAAUUUUAACCGACGUCGAUGACUACGUACGGAAUGAAGCGGACAUAAAAAAUUUGUUCGAUAGUUCGAAAAUCGAAUAAUUUCGUCGCCCGGAGUCGACAGAGAUAGAUAAAAAGAAAGAGAGAGAGAGAGAGAGAGAGAGAGAGAGAGUGGGGGGCUCAGGAGAAUCUAAAAACUGGAAAGUGAGAAACCGGGGAAAAAGGAGGAAGCGGAGAAGGAGAGAGACGAAAAGUUCGAAGCUAAAAACGAGGAGUAAAUAAAAACCAUUUUAAUGGGCAUCAUGAAAUCUCCGGCCAAGGUGCUGCUGUCGUUUAUUUUAUUGGCCUCCGGGCUAACGGCGCUUCCGAACCAGUUGCAGCCUCGCGUUCGUUCGGCGAGAUCGAAACAGGUGACGGUCGUCGCCCCCCAAAAUACCCCCGCUUCAAGGUCGACCCUGGACCCGACCACGUCCGCUCUGACCUCAUCCACCACGGGCAAAAUAAAAUCCAUCCCUCUGCCCACCACCGAUCACCCCGACGACACCCUGGCCGACAACCGGAUCGGGGUCGCCGAGGAAGCCGUCGCGGCGUCGACGAAUGUACCGAAAAAAAUUAACAACGACGCCGACCGAGCGGAGAUCGACGCGGGCAACGACGACGGGAGGGAGGACGAGAGAAUCGAACAGAAAAAUUCGCCGAUCGGCAACGCCGAGGGUCCGGCGGCCACCGCGUUUCCGCCAGCGCCCAGAGAAUCGUUGGGAAAAAUCAGACCGCAAUUAAAACUUACCACGAAUUACACCAGCGCCAGUGAGACGGGCGUCAGGCUGCCGGAAGGAGCCAGCGCGGCUCUGGCCAAGCCUACGAAGUACCAUUACUACCCCCACAACCAGCACAUCUACCUACUGCCGGAAUGUGCUGUACAACAGGUAUGCAACGCGGUCUACGUGAGGCUGAAUUUCACCCAGCCACUGUGCGCUUGUCCGGGACGUUACAGGGACCCGUGCAGCGCGUCGUUGGACAGCGACGACCAACACACUACCGAACUGGUCACCGACCCCCGCACCAAGGCCCUGACAUUGGUAAAGACGUGCGAGCCGGUGGCGGAUAUGAGGGAAUGCAGGGCGCCGAAGGACUGGUCUCUCCUUGCGCUGCAGAACGUCAGAACAGGGAAAUCCCAUUAUCUGGUGAUAUGUCGGUGCCCCGACACUAAUAUCCUUGAGGGACCGAUGAGCCACGACCAGCCGAUGUACGCGAGCGUUCCGGGUAUCCGGGUCUACGGUAUGAUGUGUGUACAAGGGAAUCGCAGAGGACGCCCGCUACGGUAUCCGAGAAACGUUGGCGACGAGCUUUCCGGAACGGAAGAAGCCGAUCGGGAGCCAGGAUUCCCGUGGGAUAAAGUGCCGGAGUUAUUGAAAACGGCUAUUCAAGGCUGAAUCGUUUGGCGGAGUAGACAAAAGCCGCUGCCAUUUCUCGCCACCCAAGAGAUACACUAUUUAUACGAUAUAGCCGCACACUAUUUAUUGUUUUUCUAAAACGAACCAACUCUAUUAUUAUUAUUAUUAUUAUUAUUAUUUAUGUUAUUUAUUGUUCGGAAAAUAAUCGCGACGAGGAGAGAAAAAACAGUUUGACCCACGUUAGGAGGAAGCGUCCUAGAAAUUAGAGAACGGAAAACGACCUGUCGAGAUCCCUUAUCUUUCACCUGAUUCGAAACGAGAUCGAUCAUUAUCAUCAUGCGAUGUAACUGCGAGUAGACCUAAGGUAUAAUACUUCCUCUCUUAAUACUAGACACAUAGGCGUUAAUUAACAUCCUUAGAAAUGUAAGGACAAUCACAACAUUUAGAAACGUAGAAAAUAAACAUAGUCAAGCUCUCGGCUGUAAAUAAAAAUACAAUACGAAACCAGUGGAA
This is a messenger RNA of Athalia rosae (coleseed sawfly), 2237 nucleotides long. RefSeq lists its product as uncharacterized. The transcript is spliced from 6 exons. The coding region runs from base 624 to 1763 and encodes 379 amino acids. Lineage: Eukaryota; Metazoa; Arthropoda; Insecta; Hymenoptera; Athaliidae. The record is from RefSeq and is a predicted model, not a curated record.